AAUGUGAUUUUAGAGGUCAUGUUCAAACAUCAUUUUAAUUUACUGUGCGUCAAAUGGUGUAGUUUCACUGCUGAAGGUCCAAACACUGAAGAGCGAAUCCAUCGAUGUGCAGCUCCACAAGUGAGAAACCAUGCAAGGCAGUUGUGACAAGAUCGUUCACCCAAAAAAUGAAAAGGCCCUCACCAUUAACUCUUUUACACUUAAGGGGUUCUAAACGUUUAUGAAAUUCUUUCUUCUGUUGAACACGAAAUAAGAUAUUCUGAUUGUAGAAACACUAUAACUACCAUUGAAAUAAACGACCCCCCCCCCCUCAACAUUCUUCAAAAUAUCUUUUGUGUUCAGGAGAAACUCGAACAUGCUUGGAACAAUUAUUUAAAAUUUUGGGUGAACUUUCACGUUAAUAGACCUAAUCUAUUGCCAUUACAGUUUCUUGGCUGGUAUUUUUAUGCGUUUCUAUACUGUUGUUUUAAACUAUUCCGAUAAAUGUUUAGCAGAACAGUUUUCAACAUUAACAUUGUUCCAAAUAUUUGUAAUAAUAGUGAAUUUUAUGGAAGCUAAAUAUUUUGGUUAUUCGCCGAUAUCAGAGAUUUUCAAAAUACUCCUACAUUUGUUAAUUGUUUAUGCUAAUUUGUGAAACUGCUAGAUUUAAAUCAUGUUAAUGACCAAACUUAGAUCAUUUUAAAGACUAAUUAAAUAAUAUAUUGUAUUUAAAAUUGUUCAAAAAUGAGUAUCCAGUUUUUACAGAUCAAAAAUUAAAUCGACAUUCACCAUGACUUUGCUUACAUAGAAAUCAUAUUUACUGUGUUUCAAUUUCAAAUAACCUUUGUGAAAAUAUAACAAAACACUUAUUCUGAUCUUUACUUACUGAAAUAUAUAAAGCUAAAUGUUUUAAAUCUUGUGGUUUGAAGGACAUUGACAGAGUAUAAAGAUUUUCAAUAAAAAAUGAAUCAGCAUUUUAGGGCUACAUCGUUAAAUAGCAGGUUGUUAAUUUGCCAUCAGAUUAAAUUAUUAUCCAACAACAUUUUUCAUUUAUAAACUGUUUGACUCUGACUUAUAUUUUUGAAUGGGUUUCUUCUAUAAAUCAUGGAAUGAAAAAUCCAUGUUCUUCAUCAAGAAAUGAUAUUCAUCGUUAUUAAUUUAACAGGACAUUUUUAAUAUAUAGAAACUAUUUAAAAUAAUAUUUUCUGCAUAUAGAUAACAAAUGCAAUUAAAUAACCAAAAAAACAAGGUUAAAAAUGAGCAUCUUAAUCCCAGAAGACAUCUUGCAUCGAGAGUAAACCUUUCCCAAAUUAAUCUCCUCAUAAUCAGAUUACUGACCUGAUCACCAUGGCAACAAGAGCAUAAACUAGAUGAUUAAAAAUCUCUUAAAGAUCAGUGUUUAUUAUGACAACUUUGGUAUAGAAAAAAGAUCUUACUUUGAUGCAAAAACCUUUUGAAAAUAAUUUUUUUUUUUACCAACUUAAAACCUGAAAUAAUAUAAUGAAAAUCCCCCUUUGUGCAGUAAUUAGCAUUGUCCUGUCUGUGAGAUGACAUCUAGGAACCAGCAAAUUGCCUAAAACAAAACCCAUCCCCAGUGGCCGUGAGCCCAGCAGGGUGUUAAUUGAAAAACGCAAACAAAUAGAGAACCAUGGUGAUGAUGAGGGUUAAAAUAAAGAGCUUGAUUACUGCAAGCUCACUAAAAAGCAGAAGACCAAAGCAAACGGUGAACGUUAUUCAUGGGAAUUUAAAAAGAGAUGGAAUUAUUCGUUAUUUGACUGGAGAUGAGAAGCAAUUCCACUGCUUUUUGGGAACAAGUGAAGAACAACACAUGGCAAGAAACUGCACAAGCCGUGUUUGUAGCUGUCAAUUGUCUGGUUUUGCUGGUGGCUUUACAUGUAGGAAUUGUCGCAAACUUAUUUGUCGCUUGGGCCGUUUAUCGCCAAAAGUCGCUUCAGACGUCCAACAACGCUCUCCUGGUAAAUCUGGCUGUAAUUGACAUCUUUAGAUGCUCUAUUGACUGUCCAUUGCUGCUCAGUAUUAUUGUGAGCUCUAGUGAUGCGCACGAUCUCGGGUUGCUUUUUUGCAGUGUGCAAAUUGCGUCAUUUUCUCUUAUCUGUUGCGUUCAGUUGUUAACACUGGCAUGUAUUAGCGCCGAGCGAUUUCAAGCUAUUGCGAAUCCGUUUAAAAGUGCCGAACGCCGAAAACGGAUAAUGGUGUGGAUUCCCUUGACCUGGCUGGUGCCGAUCUCCAUAUCGGCUAUUUGCGUGAUUUUUGCGAAAGACUCGCCGGUUUAUGUACGAUGCAGAGGUUUGCAGAUGGAAACGUUGGAUUCGUAUGAUACGUUUGGAUUUUAUAUCUUAAUUCCAGUCUGGUUUGUUUGCUUGACGAUCAUCAUUGGAUUUUACGGGCGUAUUUUUCUUUUGGUAAAAGCACAUGAACGUAAAAUAUUCGACAAGGGUUCGUUGCCGCCCCCAGAUAAGAAGAAAGAGGAUAAAAAGCAGAAAAAGAAGGAAAUAAAUGCCAUUUUCAAAAGUGAUAACAAAAACCCUCAGAUGGAAGCCAAUGGAAAAGCGUCAUGUGGAGAUUUGAAGCCUGUAUCUGAGGAACUUCCCAAAACAACCGUGUCUGAUUCUUUAAAUUCAAACAUGGCUAAGAAACUCGAUAAAGACAAACUCAACAAUGAAGAACCACUGAUUUUUAAAGGUAUUAUGGAGCCAAGCGACCAUCAAAAUACUUCUACAGAAAGUUCUCCAACAUUUAAUGAAGACGUUAGCGUGGUUGAGAAAACCUCCUUUCAAAUUAGUAAUGAAGACAUUUCUGAAGAAUCUCUUGGUGAUGUGGAGCCAAACGACUAUCAGAAAGUUGCUCCAGAAAGUUUACAAUCAUCAGAAAAAUUAAAAAAUCAUCAAGAUACUACUUCUCCAUCGAAUUUUGAGUCAAAUGCUCCAGAAGAUCGUACUUCUUUCCCUAAUGUCAGAGAAGAUCCUGAAGAAAGUGCUGAAGAACAAUUAAAAAGCCACCAAAAUACUUCUCCAUCAACUAAUAAUGAAAAUGGUACUUUUGAGAGAAACAUUUUAACAUCAGAAACGUCUCCAAAAUUAAGAACGAUUAAAGAACGAUUAGAAAACCAUCAAGAUAUUACUGUUCCAUCAACAGAACAAAAAAAAAAAGAUGGUACUUUUGAGACAAACAAUCUGCAAGACAUUACUUCAGAAACAUCUCGAACUUCACACGAUGGAAGAGGUGAAGAACAUUCGAAAGCCCAGCAAGAUACAACCUCCGAAAUGUGUCUAAUGUCAGAAACUGGAGAAGAUGGUGCUAAAGCUCCUCCAGGAGCAUCAGAUCCACAGCAGAAGCAGGAAGAGGAGGAGAUGGCUGGAGCUGUCUGUAUGAUGCCUUCACUCGCUCAACGGGAACGAGGAAACGCCAAGAAGGAGAGCAAACUGGCUAAGCGCUCUGGAUACAUCAUCUUCACCUUCCUCGUCUUCUGGAUCCCACUGAUCACCACAGUGAUUCUGAAUCACUUCUAUUCUCGAAAUGGCCACCUAAUAAUGGAGGUUUUUCGAGAGCUGGAGUUUUUAACCGUAUCUUUGGUCUGCUUGACAUCCAUCACUAACCCCAUCAUCUACGCUGCGGUCAAUCCUCAGUUCCGCACAGAAUUUUACAAUCUGAAGACCAAAUGGAAAACGUUUUUCAUGCGUUCAUAGAGAUUAUGCACUGUUGACACACAAUGCUGGGAUCAAUAAAGUUUUUUUUAAUCCCUCAAUGCCAAACAGAAACUCUCUGAUUCGGAUUUCUUUCAAGUUAAUGUAUGGCAAAAUAUCCAUGAUUAAUGUGCAUAAAUCAAAUGUGAAAUGCAGCAUUCAGGAUAUUUAUAACGUGAAACAUUGAAACAUCUAAACACUUUGGAUUUAUUUUUUAAAAAGUUAUGUUUAUUGUAUUUUGAUUAUCCAAAAAAUGGAUAAAAAUUUUAGUCACACAUUAAAAAUUGUAGGAAAUACUUUAUAGACACGCAGUCAUGUUUUAAUAUGGAGUACUUACAAUAAAUUAGCGCAACAGAUCAAAAAUGUUUUGACCGUAAAUUGUUCAUUGUGCAAAAUAUUCAAAAUAAAUGCAUUUAUGCUAUGACCUAAUCUGUAUGAUGUCAAACACCAGAGAAUGAGAAACACAUCAACUAAAAAUGGAUCCCUUAUACAAAAUGGUUCAAGUGUUUCAUAAUAAAAUACCUGUACUAUUCCAAACAGUUUAACUACACCAAAAUAUAUUAUUUAUUGUGCAUUAUAUAUCAUUUUUAUCAUAAAAAAUGUAUUGUGUUUAUAGCCCAAUGUAUACUUGUUUUUUUACACAUACAGUACAUUAAGGUAAGAGUACAGUAAAUUUAGUCAAAGCAGUGAUCAUGUACUGUUCUUUGUGAAUAUGGAAGGCCAUUGAAGCCAAAAAUCUCAAAAUUCAUAAAUAAUGUUAUGUCAACAGUUUGACAAUGUUUAGGUGUGAAUUAUUAUUGUGUUAACAUAAAAUUCUGUUCAAAUAAAUUGUAUGAUUGUUAAAUUGUAUAAAAGGUUUGCACGUGUAUGCCAGUAAACCAUUACAACACAGGGGUCAAAGCCAGUUCCUGGAGGGCCGGAGCUCUGCACAGUUUGGUUCCAACCUUAAUUAAGCACACCUGAUCAAACUAAUUGAGUCCUUCAGGCUUGUUUGAAACCUACAGGUAAUUGUGUUGGAGCAGGGUUGGAACUAAACUGUAUAGGGCUGCGGCCCUCUAGGAACUGGCUUUGAAACCUUUGCAUUACAAUAUCCAUCAAUAAUAUACAUGACAUUUGUAAACAUACAGUAUAUACCAUCGUACCAUCAAAUAUUCUAUAAAUAAUGUCAUAUAUAAAAUAUUAGAAUAGAGUCUCAAAUACAACAAUUUCAUUGGCUUUUACGCUCGUUGACUUGUUGGCACAGUAUGGCUAUUUUUGGCCCAUAUGGCUUUCCAUACACAAAUGUACACACUGCUUACAUUAAUUGUUUUUUUUUUACUUUAAAUAAUUAUCCUCAAAGUGCCAAUGCUUACCCAGACUGAUGAUUUGCAUAAAUAAAUGAAAUAUAGGUGAACACUCUGCUAAUUGUUGCUCACAAUUUUUUUCCCCCAUCAGGAGAAAUUGGGUGGAAAUUGUUAAUGCUCAUAUGGUCUUGUACCGAUAAAGAUCCUGUAUGUGUAACAAACAUUUAUUAUUAAACGCUUUAGAGUGCUUCUGGUUAAAUUAAACAGCAAAGAAAUAUUAAAGAUGUACCAAAAAGUAAUUGGUAAUACUUUUUUUUUUUUUUUAUUUGAAGGGGCUGCUUAUAAGAUGG
Molecule: messenger RNA, 5316 nt
Organism: Danio rerio (zebrafish)
Lineage: Eukaryota; Metazoa; Chordata; Actinopteri; Cypriniformes; Danionidae
Source: RefSeq, a predicted model, not a curated record